Molecule: messenger RNA, 779 nt
Organism: Sinocyclocheilus grahami
Lineage: Eukaryota; Metazoa; Chordata; Actinopteri; Cypriniformes; Cyprinidae
Product: retinal-specific ATP-binding cassette transporter-like
Exons: 7
Coding region: 1-648 (215 amino acids)
Source: RefSeq, a predicted model, not a curated record
AUGCUGGGUAACCCAGAAUGGACGGACAUCGGUCCGUAUCCCAGCUGCCAGUGCAGCACGCCCAACAAACUCACCAUGUUACCGGUGUGUCCAGAAGGUGCUGGAGGCCUUCCUCCUCCCCAGAGGAUUCAGUCCACUGGUGACGUGUUGAUGGAUUUAACCGGCAUGAACAUCUCUGAUUAUUUGGUGAAGACCUACCCAAACUUUAUACGGACAAGCUUGAAGAGCAAGUACUGGGUGAAUGAACAGAGGUAUGGUGGCAUUUCUGUCGGAGGACUACUUCCUGUUCUUGAUGUGGAUCCUAAAACCAUCCAGAAUGCAGCUGCUCAGUUAGGACGUCUGCUUAACGUCACAGGGGGCAGAUACUCAAAGCUUACUCUGCAGGAGUUUGGGACUUUCUUGAGAUAUAUGGAAACUGAAAACAAUAUCAAGGUGUGGUUCAAUAAUAAAGGCUGGCACACUAUAGUGGCCUUCAUGAAUGUGGCGAAUAACGCCAUCCUUCAAGCAAACCUGCCUCCUGGAGCUGAUUUAAAUGAGUACGGCAUCACAGCCAUCAAUCAUCCACUAAACCUGACUAAGGAACAGCUGUCGGAGGUCACAGUACUGACCACCUCAGUGGAUGCAGUGGUCGCUAUACAGUAUGUGUGAUUUUCGCCAUGUCCUUCGUACCGGCCAGUUUUGUGCUGUAUCUGAUCCAGGAGAGAGUGACGCAGGCCAAACACCUGCAGUUUGUGAGUGGGGUCAGUCCUCUGGUGUACUGGAUUGCUAACUUCUUCUGG